AUGCUUGCGUACCGCUUAAAAUGGCGGAGGAUUCUUGCGGCCCAUCGCCUGGGUUCUCCUUUUCCUGUUGCUACGCUCCCCUUGUUCGGCAGAAACAAGACCAGGGAGAGCCAUGUUUCAACAAAUGUUCUGCGGAACGGACUACAUAAACAAGCUCCUAAACAUAUAGAGUUACGGGGUCAAUCAGGCCGGCAUUAUUUAAUCAAGAAGGUCUUGCAGGAAAAGGAGCUUACCAGGCUGCGGGUGUAUCUUGCUGUCUCCGAUGAGCAGCAGUUCGUUUUGAAAGAAGUCUUCCAGAAUGACUUUCACUACUACCGGAAUAUGCACAAGGAUUUGGGGAGCCCGUAUCUUCGGACAUUGAGCGAUACGAUCCCAGAAGAGUCAUUGUUCGUAUAUAAAUAUUUCACGGACCAUCUACUAAGAAUGGCACCACAAACUAAUUUGCCCCUUGAUAUCACGAAACGUAUUUUGAGAGAUGCAUUGCGUGGGAUUGCGGCCUUACAUGAACGGGACAUUGUUCACACAGAUAUUAAAGCAAACAACAUUCUAAUCAACUGGAGGAUUGAGAAAGAAGACCCGAGGAAGAUAGUCGUAGAUCAGGUGCAGCUUUCUGACGUUGAAGAUGCUGUGCACCUACACCCUGGUCGCUCCAUAAUAGGCAAACAACUAGGUAAUUAUAUGUGGAGGAGCCCUGAAGCGCAUGCGCGCGGCCCGAUUAACAAGGCGUCUGAUAUAUUUUCAUUUGGCGUCGUGUGCAUUUACGCCAUGCUUAAGGAAGCCAUCUUCUCCAUGGACGAGAGCCAGCUUCCGGAAGGUGUUGAGCCUCUAUCAGUCAUUCUCGAGCGCCAAUUGUCAUAUUUCGCGAACGCGGAAAGCUUGAAUGGUUUUCUGGCGUACUUGGGAGACGAAAACCCGUGGUGCAAUGCUUUCAAAACCCUUUGGGAAGGAUUCAAUGAGAGAAACCCGCGGAAACCAUUCUCUAUGUGCCAGGAUAUCGAUAAAGACUUUAGAGAUCUUGUUUGUGCCCUGAUGCAUUUUGAUCCGCCCAAGAGGAUCACGGCAGAGACGGCUUUGAAACAUUCCUGGUUCACGAGGUGAGGAGCUGGCAUACUAUUAGUCGACGGGACACACCUUGGACAGAGAGAGUGCCCGCCCGUACCGAGUACUGGGAAUGCCGCCGGAAUGUGGUCCAGUAUAGAGAAAUUCUCCAAUGCAAGCCGCGAUCUCAGAGUCUCUCAGAGUA
Coccidioides immitis RS is the source of this 1243-nucleotide messenger RNA. RefSeq names its product serine/threonine protein kinase. Gene Ontology annotation, cellular component: cytoplasm. Gene Ontology annotation, biological process: protein phosphorylation. The coding region runs from base 1 to 1098 and encodes 365 amino acids. The record is from RefSeq and is a predicted model, not a curated record. NCBI's taxonomy places the organism in Eukaryota, Fungi, Ascomycota, Eurotiomycetes, Onygenales, Onygenaceae. The transcript is spliced from 4 exons. Gene Ontology annotation, molecular function: protein serine/threonine kinase activity; ATP binding.